AAAGUUUUCUCUUUCUUUUAGAUUUUUAAAAUGCAAAAAAUAUCAUUGAAAGUUCUCCUCAGAUUCUUAAGUGCUUAUUCUCAUUGGAAUCUUGUCAGACGGUCUGAGGGAUAUCAUCUAUAUUUUGUAACAAAGGAGAGCACCGGUUCGACAGUUAGUUUUCCCGAGCACAAGGAGAGACGACAUGAAAAACGAAGACGACGAACAGGAAAUCGGAUUCGUAAACAACCAGAUCGACAGAUUCCUCUGGUGAGACGAGCAAAGAUAAAGGGUUUGGAAGAUGAGAAAGCUGGAAGUGGAAAAGAUGUUUUUAUUUUUUCUCCAAUUUUUGAAACUGUCGAGGAGGCCGUUCAAGUUGGAAUAGAUAUAUCCGGAGAAUCAGGUUCUGGUCCAGUACUAGGAGUACCUGGAGUACCAGGAGUACCAGGUGUACCAGGACCUUUAUCUCUACUCGAUGAAAAAAGUAAAAGGUCGUCUUAUGAUUCCUUAGCCUGGGACGACUUUUUACCUUACAAGUCAGAUAACAGUGCAGACGAUUCUUCUUAUGAUACUAUUGAAAAUAGUACGGAGCUAGAUUCAAAGGAAUCAACACCUUUUUUCAUAGACGAUAUUCCACCGGAUUUUGGAACUUCGGAUCUAAACGAAUCCAGCAAUUAUAAUAUUUGUGUCAGAAAUCAAGCAGAUAAGCUAAUUAAGGAUAUGCUCCAACUAAGAAGAGAGAUAGAAGAAAUGAAUUAUCAAUCCAAACCUACAGAUGAACCCAUUGUAAUCAGUGGGGAAAUAGUUGCUAUUGACGAAUCCUCAUCGCAGCAGCAUCUUUAUGAUAGAUUAGAAAUUAUAACCGCAGAGGUGAAAAAAGAAAUGGAGAUCAAGUCAGAUAAGGAAAGGGCUGAAGGGAAAAUCAACAGAAUGAAUAUUGACGAUGAUACAAAAAUUAGGAAUUUUUUCAAGGAAAUCGUUGAAAAGCAAGUAUCUGUAAACGAGGAGCUAAAUGCUCAGAACACAGAAGCAGAUACUAUUCAUUCUCAGGGAGAUGGGCUACGUGAGCUUGAGUCACUUGCCACACAAGACUCGUGUAGUGAUCAAAUUCUGUUGGUGAAUGAAGAGGAAAACAAGAUGGAGGACAUCCCGGAAAUCCUGACAACAGCUGACCUAGAUUCUGGAAAGAGAAAGAAGAAGAAUAAAACGGAAAAGCCCCGGCCCACAUUCAGUGUGGACUCUUUAAAAAGAAAAUCUAAGAAGAAAGACGACGGGAAAACUUUAGAUAUUCCUUUCUGUGGUUACAAUCAAUACAGAACACUUCAUUCUCUAAAUAUGGAUUCAUUAGAUCGAAGGCGUAAGAAAAAGAAUCUGCAAACCAUACUUUCUCCACAUGACAAGCAGGAGGCAAAGGAAAUUCUAGAAGAUCUUGUAGAAAUACGAGAUAAAAACAAUAAGAAGGGACAAAAUAAUCUUGUACUUGAUUCUAUGAUUAGUCUGUUUGCUCUGUCCUCUACUAAUCUGCAGAUUCCAGCCCAACCCAGUUCAGCGUCUUCUGUGGUUCAGUUUAAAGAUUUAUUCCACUUCGAGGUGAAUCAAAGUGAAUCCAGGUCUGUUUUUGAAAAGCUAGCGAUGAAUAACACCACUGAAAGCCACACAUUACAGGAUCUGUUCCCCUGGAGUGACAGAGAAGAGGGAAAUCUGAAAAAAUUAAAGUUUUGAAUUUUUUUUUCAAAACCCGUCGUUGCCAUUUCAUAACUUUUUUCUUUCUUUUUUAGAAUACAUGUUAAUACAAUUAAA
Messenger RNA from Eurytemora carolleeae, 1779 nucleotides. RefSeq lists its product as uncharacterized. The record is from RefSeq and is a predicted model, not a curated record. Bases 31 to 1701 code for a protein of 556 amino acids. NCBI's taxonomy places the organism in Eukaryota, Metazoa, Arthropoda, Copepoda, Calanoida, Temoridae. The transcript has 25 exons.